Messenger RNA from Passer montanus (Eurasian tree sparrow), 744 nucleotides. RefSeq names its product electron transfer flavoprotein subunit alpha (gene ETFA). The record is from RefSeq and is a predicted model, not a curated record. Gene Ontology annotation, cellular component: mitochondrion. Bases 1 to 744 code for a protein of 247 amino acids. Gene Ontology annotation, molecular function: electron transfer activity; flavin adenine dinucleotide binding. The transcript has 9 exons. NCBI's taxonomy places the organism in Eukaryota, Metazoa, Chordata, Aves, Passeriformes, Passeridae.
AUGGAGAGCCUCAGUACUAAGAAUCUGGGCAGCACAGUGGUGCAGAAAAUUCGAGCAAAAGGCUCCUUGAGAAAUCUUGCCGAUGCAGGACGAAAUCUUAUUCCCAGAGUGGCUGGCAAGCUUGAUGUUGCCCCUGUUUCUGACAUCAUUGAAGUUAAGUCCCCAAAUACUUUUGUGAGAACUAUCUAUGCAGGAAAUAUUAUUUGCACUGUGCAGUGUGAUGAAGCAGUCAAAGUGUUUACUGUACGGGGAACUUCAUUUGAGGCUGCACCAGCAAGUGGUGGUAGUGCCAGUGUAGAAAAGUUGACGCCCCCCGCGCCCGUCGGGAUCUCGGAGUGGAUUGAGCAGAAGCUGACCAAGAGCGACCGGCCGGAGCUCACCAGCGCCAAAGUGGUGGUGUCAGGGGGGCGGGGCUUGAAGAGUGGUGAAAAUUUUAAGUUGUUGUAUGAACUUGCGGAUCAAUUGAAUGCUGCAGUUGGAGCUUCCCGUGCAGCUGUUGAUGCUGGCUUUGUUCCUAAUGACAUGCAGGUCGGACAGACGGGCAAAAUUGUAGCACCAGAACUUUACAUUGCUGUGGGAAUAUCUGGAGCAAUCCAACACUUGGCUGGAAUGAAAGACAGCAAGACCAUUGUUGCUAUUAACAAGGAUCCAGAAGCUCCCAUUUUCCAAGUGGCAGACUAUGGACUGGUAGCAGACUUAUUUCAGGCGGUGCCAGAGAUGACGAAGCUCCUGAAGAAGAAGUGA